CAGGAUCGUGGGGGCCUACUGUACAUCAGACUCCAGACGAGAAAGAAGACUAGCGACAAACCACUGUGUGCACUUCAUUCUUGGUUAAAAAAAUCUCGCCCAACUCGAAACCAAGACUACUCACAUAUUUAAAUUCGCCUAGGUUAUCUCAUUAACUGCACAAAAUAAUCGGAACAUAAAUUCCAAUGAAUUUCCAACUAGCAUUAGCUGGCUUUCCAGAAAGCUUGCGACAGUUCUCAAAUCAUAAAUUAUUUGUCUAGAUAAGGUUUUCUUAAUAAAUUAUCUGGCUUUGUUAUUAUUUCUGUUGGUGGGUGUGUGGUGUUUGCUGGCUGGUUAGCUUGCUAACUAGCUAGCUGGCUGGCUACCUGCAUACAUUUAUUCGUAUUAAAACAUUCUUAUAAACUGCCUGCUUGGUAGCAGCACUAUACCCAACGCCGACCGUCCAUUCAACCACGAAUCCAAAAUGUCGGAUUUUGACGAAUUCGAGAGGCAGUUGACCGAGAACAAGCAAGGUAACAUAGAGCGGGACAAGGAGAACCGCCACCAUCGCCGCCGCACCCCGUCCCGCAGUCGCAGCCGUGAGAGGAAGAGGAGGAGCAGAGAGAGGAGGAGCCGAGAUCGACGCAGCGACAGUAAGGACCACAGACAGAGACGCAGUAGUCACUCCCCACACCGUGAGAAGAAGAAGAAGGUGAGGAAGUACUGGGAUGUACCGCCCCCUGGCUUUGAGCACAUCACGCCCAUGCAGUACAAGGCCAUGCAGGCCGCUGGGCAGAUACCGGCUACCGCGCUACUGCCAACAAUGACCCCCGAUGGUUUGGCGGCCACGCCCACUCCAGUGCCUGUGGUGGGCAGCCAGAUGACCCGGCAGGCUCGAAGGCUCUACGUUGGCAACAUCCCCUUUGGCAUCACUGAGGAAUCCAUGAUGGACUUCUUCAAUGCGCAGAUGCGCCUGGGAGGUCUCACGCAGGCCCCUGGAAACCCCGUCCUUGCAGUGCAGAUCAACCAGGACAAAAACUUUGCCUUUCUUGAGUUUCGCUCGGUCGAUGAGACCACCCAGGCGAUGGCCUUCGAUGGGAUCAUCUUCCAGGGACAGAGCCUGAAGAUCCGCCGUCCGCACGACUACCAGCCCCUGCCCGGCAUGAGCGAGAACCCCAGCGUCUAUGUACCAGCUCUCGAGAAAGGUGUGGUGUCCACAGUGGUGCCAGACUCGGCUCACAAGCUCUUCAUCGGUGGCCUACCUAAUUAUCUUAACGAUGACCAGGUAAAAGAGCUGCUCACAUCCUUUGGUCCUCUGAAAGCAUUUAACCUUGUGAAAGACAGCGCCACAGGGCUCUCGAAAGGCUACGCCUUCUGUGAAUAUGUCGACGUCAAUUUGAACGAUCAGGCCAUUGCCGGGCUCAACGGAAUGCAGCUGGGUGACAAGAAGCUCCUGGUGCAGAGGGCCAGCGUGGGAGCGAAGAACGCUGCUCUGACCAGUAUAAACCAGACGCCGGUGACGCUGCAGGUGCCGGGGCUGAUGAACAGCUCUGUGGUGCAGAUGGGCGGCCUGCCCACCGAGGUGCUCUGCCUCAUGAACAUGGUGGCACCCGAGGAGCUGCUGGACGACGAGGAGUACGAGGAGAUCGUGGAGGACGUGCGGGAGGAGUGCAGCAAGUACGGACAGGUGAAGAGCAUCGAGAUCCCCCGUCCCGUCGACGGCCUGGAGGUCCCCGGCACCGGCAAGAUCUUUGUGGAGUUCAUGUCGGUGUUUGACUCCCAGAAGGCCAUGCAGGGGCUGACAGGCAGGAAGUUUGCCAACAGGGUCGUGGUCACCAAGUACUGCGACCCCGACGCGUACCACCGCCGGGACUUCUGGUAGAUUCGGAGCGGAGGGAGGAGGGUGGGGUUUGAGCUGACGGGCAGGAACGCAAGAGAAGAGAACUUGUGGAGAUGGUCUCUGGAAAGAGGUGGAGGGGAGAGAGACAGGAGAAAGAGCUUGAAGGGUAGUUUUUUUGUAUUUGUAAAAAUAGAUGUGGAGGAGCGGUGGAGAAGGAAGAUUUCUUAUACUAAGAUGGAGGCCAUUUGAGUUCAGAGAGAGAGAGGGGGAGAUUUCUGUACUUUGUUAAGUUAAGGUGUGGUGUGUGUGGGGGGAGGUGUCAUCUAAAGCCUGGCAAGGAAGGGAGUGUUUUUGUACUUGGAAAGGUAUGAGGAACAGGGAUUCAUGUGUAGAUGUAUGUAGGCCACAAGUUAGGCAUAGACACUGAUAGAACUGUUAACGGAAAAACGAAAAAUGUAAUUGGAAUACAUUAAAUUAUGUAAAGGACCCUGAGUAGGGGAUUGACGGCAAAUCUCACCAGUUAGCUCCAUGAGAGAGGAGUGCAAAUGAUCGGUGGACUGUCAAAAGCAUAAAUGGAAUAUUUGGCCACGUAACUGCCUGGGGGAGUUAUUUUGUAGCUGUUUACAUCUCCCUGUAUUCCGUCUAUCCUUCUUCCAAAGCCUUGCCUUAACAAAUCAUUCUCUCAGUCUUUCCCUCUCCCAAUUGAUUAUACUCAAGUACUCACACUCAUUAAAUAAGGUCCUUGUUCA
Messenger RNA from Anguilla anguilla (European eel), 2568 nucleotides. RefSeq names its product splicing factor U2AF 65 kDa subunit. Bases 464 to 1861 code for a protein of 465 amino acids. Gene Ontology annotation, cellular component: nucleus; U2AF complex; nuclear speck. Gene Ontology annotation, biological process: mRNA processing. The transcript has 12 exons. Lineage: Eukaryota; Metazoa; Chordata; Actinopteri; Anguilliformes; Anguillidae. The record is from RefSeq and is a predicted model, not a curated record. Gene Ontology annotation, molecular function: pre-mRNA 3'-splice site binding; poly-pyrimidine tract binding.